Molecule: messenger RNA, 2140 nt
Organism: Folsomia candida
Lineage: Eukaryota; Metazoa; Arthropoda; Collembola; Entomobryomorpha; Isotomidae
Product: mannose-P-dolichol utilization defect 1 protein homolog
Exons: 5
Coding region: 137-1090 (317 amino acids)
Biological process (GO): oligosaccharide biosynthetic process
Source: RefSeq, a predicted model, not a curated record
UGUCGAGGUGUACAAAUCAGCACACAACAAAUCACACAGAUUGUGUUGCUAACUCAAUUUUGACUUUAAUGUUAAAUAGUCAACAAUUAAGAUUUAAUUACUAAUUACACUAAUUAAAACUCUUGACUUGUUAACCAUGUCGGGUGGCAAUGCUGCUGGUGGGGGUGAAAAUGUGGGCGUGGGGGAAGGAGGUGUCAUCCCAGAAAUCUACUUGGAUUACAUGAAACAAGUAUUGACUCCUUAUCUCGUCGCGGAAAAGUGUUUCGAACGGUUUUUUGUGAACUUUGACUUCUUUGAUGAGGAUUGCUUCAAGUACACCCUGAGCAAGGGACUCGGUCUUGGAAUUAUUCUUGGAUCAUUGAUGGUAAAGAUUCCCCAAAUUCUAAAAAUUUUUGGAGGAAAAAGUGCAGCUGGGAUCACCUUUAUCAGCGUUGUUUUGGAAUUGUUUGCAAUUACGUCAAACUUGUCGUAUUCAUUUGUUAGCGGCUACCCGUUCAGUGCAUGGGGGGAGGCAUGUUUUCUGGCAGUACAAACCGCAAUUGUGGCAAUGCUCGUCCUCUGGUACAAUCAUGGAAGCGCUUUAUUGCCACUCAGCUUCCUGGUGGCAUAUUCCGCCUCAGUUUACGGUCUUGUUUCCGGAUUGACCCCAAUUGACACUUUGAGGUCCAUGCAAGCUGCGACAAUUCCGGUCAUCGUUGUUAGCAAGUUGAUUCAAGCCGUUACAAAUUACAAGAACCAAUCAACCGGUCAACUUUCUGCCAUCACGAUAUUUAUGCUGCUGGGAGGAUCUGUAGCCCGAAUUUUCACCUCUAUCCAAGAAACUGGGGACCGAACCAUAAUUUUGACCUAUCUCGCAGCAACCGGAGUAAAUCUAAUGAUCGCUUUGCAAAUGGUGUGGUAUUGGAACAGCCCUGCAAACAAGAGGAUAAAAUCUUCCGCCAGUGCAAAGAAAUCUUCUGGGAGUGGCAAGGCAGGUGGGAGUUCUGGUGGUGGGGGUAAGGCUUCGCCAAAGGGAAAGCAGGCUGCUAACAAUGGACCUUCGACAAGUCCAACAAAAAAAGGUGGAAGGAAGGCUAAAAAGGAUGUUUAAAGAUUUUGUUUCAUCAGAUACAUAAGUUGCUUUAUGUUAAAUAUGUAUUUGGUUACCCUAAUCUUAGCCAAGUGAUUUUUCAGUUUUUCACUCAAUUUCAAUUAAAGACAAAAGCAGAUAAUAAUAAUAUUUUAGUGGGAUGAUAAAGACGAUAUCCUGUUAUCGAUGACAAUUCUUCUCAAGUAAAUUCUUUGAUAUGGUUUUAAAUAAGAAAUCAAUCCACAAAUACUUAAAUACUCGUAAUCCCCAACUAACCAAACCAAAAAAUAGUACCAAACUAAAACUUCUAACAAAAUAUCCUGCCAUUUCAAUUCUUUGACUUAUCAUUCUCCUCAGUUUAGUCACUAAUUACUGUCAUUAUUGUGUUAUAAUAAUUUAUUGAGCAUUUGACAAUUCAGUGUCUCCGUAGUUUUAUACAGAUCAAAACUACUACCUUGUUUGUUGAGUUCUUUGUUUUUUGUUUGUGCAAUUAGUCCUGCUGUUAAGUUAUGUAUUCUACAUGAAUAGAAAAAAAUUGUUAGUUUGUUUAGAAUUAAUCUAUUCAAUCCUUCCCCAGACCACAGAGUCGUGUGCAUAAUGAUAACUUAGCUCCGUCCCAUGUUAUGGUUGUAUGGUAGAAGACUUCAUAAUGAUAAUUACUGUUACACUUCUUGUUAAACCUACAAAACCAAACUAUGACUUGACGUCUUGUCCUGUCCUGUCCUUGUUGUCGUCGUACUUAAUUAGAAUGUGAUCAUGUUUUAUAAUCAUGUGCACCAUUGUUAUUAAUUACUGUAUGUAAAUACACGAGAUGACGUAAUUUACCCUGUUAUCAUAAUUUUUAACAUAAUAGACCGAGCUUUAGUUUACCACACACAAACAAACAAUAAUGAAAUGACAAUAUUAUCAGUCAGUCACAAAGUGAUAUGAUAUCAUCACUUUAAAAAAAGUGUGUCUUGCUACACACCAUUCCAUUCAUAUUGUUGUUACAUAAAAGAUAAAACCAACCAAAUCAUUAAGCUGCAGUCAGUCAAAUUCUGGAAUUUAAUAAUAAAAUAUCAUUAAAUCUAA